This is a messenger RNA of Cuscuta campestris, 863 nucleotides long. The record is from the annotation of a GenBank genome assembly. Lineage: Eukaryota; Viridiplantae; Streptophyta; Magnoliopsida; Solanales; Convolvulaceae.
GUAUUUUUUAAAAAAAUAUUAGUGUCAUUUCUUUGGGUACCAUUUAUAUAAAUAAGCAUCGGAAGUCCAAACAAAGUACCAAAUCAAUAGGGAUUGAGAAACGAUCGGAGCCCUAGAUACAAGGCCAGAGAAUGUCAAGAAUCGAUAUCCGGGAAGAGCAACCACCGCCGACAUCCUCCGCCGGCGGCGAGGGAUUCAGCAGCGAAAACAAAGAACACGACGUCACUUUGAGGCUCAUGGAUCUCUCGGACGCGGAGGAAUACAUGGAGUGCUUAUCGGACGAGAAGGCGAGCCAGUUCUGCUCCUGGGACGCCUACAGAUCCAAGGAAUCGGUGGAGGAAUACAUCCUCGACAGAGUGCUCCGGCAUCCCUGGUACCGGGGGAUCUGCGUGGACGGGAAGAUCGCCGGCUCAAUCUCGGUCCAGCCGUAUCGCGGGGACGACAGGUGCAGGGCCGAGAUCGGGUAUGCCCUGGCGUCGAAGUACUGGGGGAAGGGGAUCGGGACGAAGGCGGUGAAGAUGGCGGCGGCGUCGGUGUUCGUGGAGUGGCCGGAGCUGGAGCGGCUGCAGGCGGUGGUGGACGUCGAGAACCCGGGAUCUCAGAGGGUGUUGGAGAAGGCCGGGUUCACAAGGGAAGGGGUUUUGAGGAGGUAUUAUCUUCUCAAGGGGAAGCCCAGAGACGCUUUCAUGUUUAGCCUCGUUUCUACUGAUCCUCCUGUUACACUUUUUAUAUGACAUUAUGCAUUACACUACCUCUCUCUAUCAAUUUGAUUUUUUCGAUUCAAAUCCGAAGAAUUUAUAUUCUUCGGUCCAAGAUUUCACGAAGAAUUUAUAUUCUUAAUUUAAUAACAAGUGUAAAGUAUA